GCGGCGGAGGCGUAGGAGGAGGCGGCGGCGGGCCUGCUGCGCGGGAGGGCCUGGCUGGGCGCUGGUGCGAGGCUCCGGGGCCGGGCCGCCUUCCCUGCGGCAGAGAGAGAUCGAGAGAGCGGCGUCCGCAGCGGCCCUUCGCCAGGCCUCCGCCGCGCCCUUCCUGGUCCGUCCAGGCGAGGCCCGGCGCCCGCUCCGCCCGCCCGCCCGCCUGGCCGGCCACCGGAGAUGCGGGAGCGGCGGGCGCUGAGGGCCGGGCAGAGCAUGAGGCCGGGGCGCGGGGCGGCCUCCCCCUGAGCGGCCGGUGGAUCUUGUCCUCCAACGUCAUGGCUUCUGACCUGGAAAGCAGCCUCACGUCCAUCGACUGGCUCCCCCAGCUCACUCUUCGGGCCACCAUUGAGAAAUUAGGGGGGGCUUCUCAGUCAGGUGCCCCGGGAGCUGGCCGGAAGUGUCCGCCUGGCUCUCCGACCGACCCCAAUGCCACUUUGAGCAAGGAUGAGGCCGCGGUCCACCAGGACGGGAAGCCCCGCUACAGCUACGCUACCCUGAUCACCUACGCCAUCAACUCCUCGCCCGCCAAGAAGAUGACCCUCAGCGAAAUCUACCGCUGGAUUUGCGACAACUUCCCCUAUUACAAGAAUGCGGGCAUAGGCUGGAAGAACUCCAUCCGGCACAACCUUUCUCUGAACAAAUGCUUUCGGAAAGUGCCUCGUCCCCGGGACGACCCUGGAAAGGGCUCGUAUUGGACGAUUGACACCUGUCCCGAUAUUUCCCGGAAGAGGCGCCAUCCACCGGAUGACGAUCUGUCACAGGAUUCCCCGGACCAGGAGGCCAGCAAAAGCCCCCGGGGCUCCGUCUCUCUGGGCCCCGAGGCAUCGCUCUCCCCCGAGUCCAACCAGCAGCUCUCGUUGCAAAGCACACCCCCGCUGGGCAAUUACGGCCAGCAGAGCGCAGGGCCAGUGGAGGUGGCCGCCACGGUGGCGGGUGGACAAGGCCGGGAAGGGACCGAGGUGCCACCUCCGCACUACAGCACCAGCAACGACUUGAAGUUCUCCUACUCGGAAAUCAACUUCCAGGAUCUCAGCUGGUCCUUCCGAAAUCUCUACAAAUCGAUGCUCGAGAAGUCCUCUUCCUCCCAGCAUGAUUUCUCCUCCCUCCUGGGGGAGAUGCAGCCCUCCAACCACAGCUACUACAUGUACCAGCAGCCACAGGGGCCUCCCUCCGUCGGAGCUGCGCCGCCCCUCCACACUCCAACCUCGGAGAGCUGCCAGUCCCAGGGCAGCAAGCAGCAGGCGGGGGACGGCUACGGCCCACCUCCCGUGAUGUCUCUGCACCCCUCUGCCAUGCAGCACGGAGGGUACCACCAGCACCAUCAUCCCCACGCCCACCCGCAGCAGCAGUCGCAGGCCUCCCUCAAUAACGCCAGCUUUGCUUUUCCCUCCGACUGGUGCUCCAACAUUGACUCUCUGAAAGAAAGCUUCAAGAUGGUCAAUCGGCUCAACUGGUCCAGCAUUGAACACUCCCAGUUCUCAGAAUUAAUGGAGAGCCUCCGCCAGGCCGAACGGAAGAACUGGUCCUUAGACCAGCACCACAUUGCCAACCUCUGUGACUCCCUGAACCACUUUCUCACCCAGACCGGGCAGCUCCCUCACCUGGGGGGGCCCCCGCAGCCCCCCCGCAUCUCCGAGUCCUGUGCCCUGAACAGCAACAAGCAGGAGCAGCCCAUGAGCCAAGUGAACUCGUAUGGUCAGCCGGCACCUCCCCACCUGUACUCGGGACCCUCGCCGAUGUACUCGAUUCCCACCCAGGAUUCCCCAGGGUAUAACCGCCCAGGUCAUCAUUUGGUUUCGCGGCCCCCUCCAGGAGCCCCCGAGGAGAUCCCUGAUGAUUUCAAUUGGGAUUUGAUCACCUAGCAAGCGAGAGACUUGGUAGCCCAUCCCUCCCGGAGGGUCCCUGCAGGAGGAGGAAGCUGUGCGUGCCAGUCCCAGGCCAGCGCUCGGCCUCCUUCCUUGCCUGUAUAUAGAUAUAUAUUCUCUUCUUCAGCCAGAGAAGCUGCCACAAGAUGCUGCCCAAGAUAAUCUUCCUUGCGCUCCUUGUUUUUACCUUCUUUUCUUCUUCCUUAUUAUUAUUAUUAUUAUAUUAUUACCAUCAUCAUCAUCAUCAUCAUCAUCGUUGUACCCAGCCCUUUUCACUCUAUCUGCCAGCUUCGGAUUUUACACGUUUAUUGGGCACCUUGUCUGGAUGCAAGUCGGAAGACUGCCCUGGUGCCGGAGGAGACUUCCAAAGAAUUGAGGGCAUCUUUCAUCAUCAUCAUCAUUAUCUUCAUCAUCAUCGUCGUCGUCGUCGUCGUCACCCCUUGCAUUGUACAAUCCCUCUUUCCCCUAGAGGUGGCCAGGGACUCUCUCGAUGGCUGCUGAAGUGAGCGCGCCUGUGGAUCUUGAGAGUCUGUAAGAAUUAUGUCCUUCCUAAAUGUCGUGACGUAUGUGUGUGGGGGGAGGGAGUUGGACUGGUCCGAAGGAGAACUCUGCCCGCUUCCUUGCACCAGCAAGCAGGAGCGAGCGAAGGGAGGAAGGCCGUGGCCGUGGCAAGAAGGCAAGACUGGGCCUGGAGAGGCCGAGAGAGGCUGGAACGGGAAGCGAGGAGGACAUCGCCCGACUUGCAACGCAAAGGCUGUUCGGCUGCUGCUGCUGCUGCUGAGAGAGGAGGGCGGGGGUGGCCCUCCCCGUUUUCAACUCCCUGCCGUUUUGCACUUCAGCCCUUGGCAGAUCAGGAGAGCUGGACAGGUCUGCUCCGCGUCAGGUGGGAUGGACAGCAAGGACUGCUGGACUAGACCAGGGCUUCUGCCACCGGCUUCCUCUCCUCUCUUCCCCUCUUUGAAGGCAGCAGAUGAGACAGACGAAUCAAGGAGAACCGUACUCCUCUCCCCUUCAAGGGCUUUUUUUUUUUUUUAAACUUCUGGAUUUCACCCCCCCCCCCCCCCCCCCCCCCCAUUUUGCUGGAACGUGUUGUGACUUGUGAUGCAAAAGAGGAGGAGGGUUUCCCCCCCCCGGCUCCUCUGCCUUGUACAGCUAAGCAAGGGAUGCUUCCUGCAUGGUGGAUGAAGCGAGGCAGAAAGAGGAACAUCGUGCCGGGCAGAACUUGGAGGGCUCCAAUUUGAGCCCCUCCUGCAGCGAGAGGAGCCGACCUCUGAAGGAGACGCGGCACUCCCUGAUUGACUGGGGAGGGAAGCUGGACGCCCCCUUCUGCUCCAGAGAGAGUGGGGAAGGGCAGAGGCUGGGUGGGUGGUUGACAGGCCCUUCCGAGCAUGGGUGCCACAAACUGGGCCCGCCGGGGAUUCCAUUUUGACAGCCCAACCCACUGCUGGGUUUCCCCUUUCUAGUGUGCUUCUCUUGUGGCCAGACCUCUCCUUCCCCUGCACGCCCCUCCAGCUGCAAGCCUGCUUUGUAGGGGUGGGUUGAGGGGAGAGCCCGGUUGGAUGCAGAACCGUCAUGCGGAGGGGGGGGGAGGUUCCUGCCGCAUCCAGCUCACUGCUGGGGAGGGAAGGAGGGAGGGAGUAUGGACAGUGGGGAGGGGGGGGACCCUGUCUCAAGGGAGACCCUGAGCCGGAUGUGCAGGAAGACCUGGUGCUGCCUCCUGUCAUGAGAAUGCUGCCCGGGGCAGGAUGCAGGGAUGGCUUCUCCUCCAGGUUUUGGGCAGGGUGCUUCUGCGGAGGACUCCCCUCCCCCCCCCCCAGGAAGGGUCAUUCAAGGAGGCAAGAGAUCAUCCAUCAGGCUCUUCAUCCACACAGUUGCGCCUUUCUGCGUAUGUAAAUAUAUGCCAGUCAGUGUCCAAAUCGGUCUCCUCCCCCUUUUCUUCCCUGUAAAGAAACGGUGUCAUCCUGGGGUAAGGAUUCGAUCCGAGGCAGUGCCCCACCAACGGCCGUCCCGGUCUGCCCAACAGCCACGGAGGGGGAUCCCUCUCCUGCCCAUUGCUCUGUGCGGCCCACAAUGCUUGACGCCGAGGAGGGGAGGGUGGCCUCACAAAAAUUAUUUUUGUGCAUGCUUUCUUAAUUAAAAAAGUGAAUGUUUAUGGUUUAA
Pantherophis guttatus is the source of this 4076-nucleotide messenger RNA. RefSeq names its product forkhead box J2 (gene FOXJ2). NCBI's taxonomy places the organism in Eukaryota, Metazoa, Chordata, Lepidosauria, Squamata, Colubridae. Gene Ontology annotation, cellular component: nucleus. Gene Ontology annotation, molecular function: RNA polymerase II cis-regulatory region sequence-specific DNA binding; DNA-binding transcription factor activity, RNA polymerase II-specific. The record is from RefSeq and is a predicted model, not a curated record. Gene Ontology annotation, biological process: regulation of transcription by RNA polymerase II.